Limulus polyphemus (Atlantic horseshoe crab) is the source of this 5804-nucleotide messenger RNA. Its product is annotated as apoptotic protease-activating factor 1-like. The record is from RefSeq and is a predicted model, not a curated record. Bases 134 to 3943 code for a protein of 1269 amino acids. Gene Ontology annotation, molecular function: protein binding; ADP binding. The transcript is spliced from 17 exons. Gene Ontology annotation, biological process: regulation of apoptotic process. Lineage: Eukaryota; Metazoa; Arthropoda; Merostomata; Xiphosura; Limulidae.
GCUCCACAUUUACUGUGGUUUUUGAGUAGCUACACAGUCAUUGAGGUCACUUUGUGCCAAUGUGGGUCUUACUCUCCUGGAGGUAACAUUCACACGAGUCCUUACAGAUACAGAAGGUGAUAAACAAGUUGGGAUGACAAUGGAUCCACUGGAAAAAUAUGCUCUAUUUAAGGAAAGAGGGGCCUUAUCAGAGGACUUGUACCCAAAAUAUAUUUUACCAUACCUCAUUGAAGAUGGAAUAUUCUCUCAAGAAGAAAGUGAUAGCAUUUUAAAAGAGGCAAAUAGUAAAACCCAGACAGUUAAACUUUUGUCUCUUCUUCCAAAGAAAGGAAAACAGGCUUUUAGCAGCUUUAUAAAAGCUUUAAAUAGCAAAGAAGCUUACCCUUGGCUUGCACAAAGGUUGCUGGCCUCAGUGAACAAUAAUAAAGUCUCAAUGGAUUUUGAUGUAAGUGUGUAUAAUGUGCUUCGAAAAGGAGGUGUACCAUUUCAGCUUAAUCACCUUCUGCCAAGGAAAGAGUUAAAAGAAAAAAUUAGACAAGCUCUUCAAGAUGUAGCUGAAAAGACACGAGGCUGGGUUGUGGUCCAUGGUAUGCUAGGUUCUGGAAAAUCCACUCUUGCUGCAGAGGCUAUACGGGAUGAAUUCCUUCUUGCUCACUAUUUCUCUAGUGGGGUUUGGUGGGUCCCAGUAGGUAAGGUAGAUCCAGCAGGGCUUCUGGUCAAGAUGCAGUCACUUUGUGAAGAGCUAGAUGAUGAAAGUUAUCCUGUACCUGAGACUAUAGAAAAGGUGUCUAAUACCCUUAGGAGACUUGUUCUUCGGCCUUGUUUAGAGAAGCUUUUGUUUAUUUUAGAUGAUGUUUGGGAUGAUUUUGUUUUGAAAGCUUUUGAUAUAGGAUGUCCAGUGAUGAUUACAACUAAAAACACUGACAUUCUGUCAUCCAUUUUUUCUGGAAAGAAGUAUUAUAUUGAAGUUGACUCACGUUUAUCAGUUGAUGAAAGUAAAUGCUUGCUGGCCAUGUGGGUUAAUACUGAUGUAACCUGUUUGCCUGCAUCUGUGGACCGCAUCUGUGAAAAAUGUAAAGGUUCUCUCCUUGUACUGGUAAUGAUUGGUAGUAUGAUGGCACCUCAUGGUAACAAGGAAAGAAGAUGGGAAUACUAUUGUGAAGUUUUGGAAGAAAGGGACUUGGGGCGAAUUCGAAAUAACUCUGGAAGCUCGAAGACUCUUCAUGAUGUUAUUGAACUGUGUUUAGAGGACACGCUGACGAAGAAAGAGCGUGCUUUUUACAGUGACUUUGCUUUAUUCAUUGAUGAUGUUAUCAUUCCAAACAAAGUUUUGGAGAUACUGUGGGGCAAAGAUGAGUUUGAAGUUGAAGACAUCAUGUUUAAAAUAUGUAGCAGGUCAUUAGCACGAAUGGAAGAAGAGAAAGAUAAAGAUAGUUAUGUUUACAGCAUUCAUGACAUGCAUCUGGACCAUUUAAAGAGUACUUGUAAAGACCAGAAGGCUUUACAUACUAAGCUGGUCAAUAAGUAUCUGAAGAAAUGUGAAGAAAAUGGCCUGCAUGCUCGAAACUAUGGUUUGCUUCCAGAAGAUGGAUAUAUCCAUUAUUUUUUAGGGUACCACAUUUACAAAGCUGAGUUGUUUCACCUUUUUCCUGAAAUUUUUUUGGACCUGAAAUUCAUUCAGAAAAAGCUACAGUUUUGUGGACCAAGUGACCUUCUGAAUGAUUAUCACGUGUAUGGAAAUUACUUCAGUACCCCAGAGGCUGUGAAAGAGAAACAAGACUUUGAAAGGUUUAUCCAAUGUAGUGCACAUCUUCUUUGUGAUGACACCAAAGACGUUAUCCAACUUGCUCUCUGUCAACCGCAAGAGUCAAAGGUAUAUCAGAAGGCAAAAGCUCUUGCUGAGAAAAGUGUCACCAAUAUUUACUUAAAUUGGUGCAAUAUGUCAAAUAUUCGAAAUUGUGCCAUGCUUUCUACAAAACUACACCUUGGUGCAGUCCAUUGUGCUACUUUUAGUCCUGAUGGUGCAUUUGUGGUUUCUGUGGGUGAAGACAAGCUUGUUCGAAUAUGGGAUAGUCGACUGGGAAAACAGCUACAUUCCUUUCAAGGUCAUGAUGCAGCCAUUAAAUGCUGUUCUUUGUCACCAGCUGGUGAUUACAUUGCUACAGCUUCUCAAGAUGGCAGUGUCAGAAUUUUCCUUUUGGACCUCAAAAGUUUGCAGAGUAUCAGUAAUGAAGAGCCAAAAAGCCCACGUCCAAGAUCAGGAAGUUGGAUAAAUAUCUUCCGAUUGAAUGGUAAACAAGAUGAUAGUUCAUUUGUUUUCAAGGGGCAUAAAGGAGAAGUGAAAUGGUGUGCAUUUUCUCCAGAUGGUGCUCUUAUUGUUUCUGGUGGUGUUGACCGUGUGGCAAAGGUAUGGUCAAUUAACACAGGAGAUGUGUACCUUUCUCUGUCUGAUCAUACUUUUCCAAUUGACUAUUGUUGCUUUUCACCCGAUGGGUCUCAGAUAGCUACUGCAUCGAGUGACAGUAUUAUUCUGUGGAAAUCUUUUUGUGGCACACGACUAAAGACAUUUAAUCAUUCAUGUCAUUCUGUAAUAUCAUGUCAAUUCAGUAAGUAUGAAACCCAUCUUAUAUCAGCUGCUGGUCGCUUUAUAUGGAAGUGGGAUAUUGGCAUUCAGAAAUUACUUCGCAGAUAUAAUAAUCUUAGAAGCCAUUAUUAUACCACUUGUUGUGUACUUUCUCCAGAUGAGCAGUACAUUGCUGCUGGAACAUCAGAAUGUGCUGUCGUGAUAUGGUCAGUAAACUCUGGUCAAGUAGUUGUUUCUUUCAAAGGACAUUCUGAGCCAGUACAAACAGUGGAUUAUUCCAGAGAUGGAAGGAUGUUGCUGUCAGCAUCAAAAGAUGGAACUGUCAUGGUUUGGGACACAUCAAAAACAUUUGGGACUUCUAUGAUAAGUUUAUCAAAAGAAAUAUCUGUAAAGUUUCAAGAUAAUCAACCUGUAAUAGCCACCCCUGAUGAGUGUAACAGUAUUCAAGUGAUCGUUGGCUUGGAAGGAGUGGUGGAGUACAAAACCCCAGAAGACCAGGAAGAUAUCAGCUGCUGUUGCCUUUCUCCAGAUUGUAAUUUUGUGGUUUAUGGCACAAAAGAAGGAUCAGUGAAAAUUCUGUGUAGGUCAACAAACGUUAUUUGUAGUCUGCACCAGCAUAGGAAUGCUGUAAGUUAUUGUGUUUUUACUGAAAAUGGUCGUUAUUUUCUUACAUGCUCAGAGGAUUUCACACUUAGGGUGUGGCAGAUGAAUGGAAAAUACAAUUCUUGUGUUGGUCACUUUGGUCCAGUCCUGAUGUGCAAGGUGUACGGGAAUGAUACUCGCAUCUUGUCAUGCUCAGAAGAUGGAUAUAUUCGGGUAUGGGAAUUGGAGACAGGAAAGUGUUUAAUUCGAUGUGAUGGACACAAUAAAAAGGUUGUAACAUCAUGUGAUGUUUCUGUUGGUGGAACUUAUCUAGCUUCAACAUCUGUUGAUAAGACUGUAAAGAUUUGGAAGGAAAAAAACAAAACCCUGCAGUGUGUUACAACAAUACUGGGUGAUUUUAGCAUGCGAAGUUGCUGUUUUUCACCCAAUGAGAAAUUUUUAGCAUAUGGAGAUGACAAUGGAGCAGUUGUGAUUGUGGAUAUUAACAGUGAAAUACCACAGACAUCUAAGAAACUAGGAGUGCAUAAUAAUCACUGGGUUAAUGAUUUGGCAUUUUCACCUGAUAGUAAGUACCUUGUUUCUGUUGCCAACAGUAUCAAGUGGUGGAACAUACAUAGGGAUCAACCACUACUACAGACUUUUGAAGUCAGAGGUAGUUCCCUCUGCUACAUUUGUCCUUCUCCAGAUUUUACAGUAUUUAUAACAGUUGAUGAUGCUGGAGUAUUGUAUAUUCUUCAGCUAAUCAAAUCAUUUUAAUGAUGUGUUGCAUUUUCCUUUAGUUAAAUUAAAAUCAAAACCAUUGAUUCUUUUUUAUUUACCAGCAUGAUCCUAUUUCAUGUUGUUGCACAAUUAUUAUACUUAAUCAUGUAAAGUUCUUAAAAAAAAGUUUUAGCCAUAAGUUUAUUUUUAGACAACUAGGUGCAAUGAAACAUCACAGUAGCCAUUUUAAAAUCAUUAUUAGCUGUGUUUUUGUAGAUUGUGUUGAACAUAUUAAAACAAUUAUUCCACUGGAACACUUUUUUUGCAAAGAGCCAUUGCUAAAGAGACUGGUAACAAAUUACCCAGCCUAACAAAAUAAAUUUACAUAAUGUUUGAUUUUUGUGUUUAAGCAGUAUUUACUCACCAUCAAUGAAACUCUUGCUCAUGCUGUUUGGCCACAUAGGACUGAGGUUGGGAGCCUCAGGCAGUGAUGGCAGUGGUUUCUCUGAGAACUUUGCCUCUUCUUCAUUUUUGAGGUUCCUCUGCAUUGAAAUAAUUUAGAUUAUUUCUUUAAGUGGGGUUCAAUUGAUACAUAACAACUGUAGACAUCUACACAUUGCCUGCAAUGUCCAAUGUAUGAACAUUUAUGUGAAGAGUAUGUCAAUAUUGUCACUAUCACUUGUUAGUCUCAUGGCACACUGGUCUUCUAACUUUUCUUUUGGGAUCCUCGCAUCAGACUCUACAUUAGACACCUCUAUCACCAGUUGAGCCUUUUGGCUGGCCUUGGCCAAGUCAUUUGUAAUUUGAGAGAACUAUAAGUGUAUUUAAAGCACAAAAUUUAGUGUUGAAAAGAAAACAAAUUAAGUAAUAAUCAUUUAUCUAACACAAAUAUAACUCAAUAAAUUAUUGCAAACGUGCAUUUAUGCAUACUGUCAAGCUAAUGUAUCAUACUAUCAAGCUCAAUAGUUGUGCUUAAAAAUUUUCAAUCUGGUAUCUACACUAAACAGCUCUUUUACUAUAUCUGUGUAUGCAAGCACUGAUAUUUCUUGUUUGUUCCAUUUUUCUUUAUUUGGGAUUUCACCAUUCUUUACCCUCUAUGCAGCACCAAAUGUUGACCAGUAGCUAUGCAUUGCCUGUCAAUAUAUAGAAAUCUGAAACAAGAGUACAACCACUAUUUUGCCAAUUAAAUCCACAUAAAAUAUUGCUCGUGAAAUGUUCUCCUAGUUCUAUAAAACCUCUAUUAACUUAGUUGAAGGAUACUACAAACUAUAUAGCUUUUCCUUGCCUUACUAAAUAUAUAAUACAUAAAAGCAACUAAUUUGGUCUGGGGGUAAAUUAACCACUAAAUAAAGUAGCAGCCAGUAUUAAUAAUUAUACACCAUGAAAUGACUAAUCCUUUUCUUACCUCAUCUGCACUGAAUAUCCAAUCCCUGGAAACUACUUUGACUGCCUCUCUUCUACAAACUACACAACUGUGUACCCAAAUUCAGCCAUCUGUAGGAAGGAUAUAAACAUGUAUUUUUUUUUAUCUAUAGGUAGAAAUUUUCUUAAGUAUAAAUUGGUGAAUUUAGUUCAAGUUAGCAUCAACAUGAUCAAGUGAGAUUGGAACAGUCGCUACAAGCAAGAAACUUCCAUGCCUUAACAUCAAAUUUUGUUCACUUGCUAAUUAAAAAUAAUGAAAUAUUACAAGAAACACAGCUUCUGUGCCUUGCUCCUUCUCAAUCAUUUUAGCUUAACUGAUAAUACGUGUCUCAGGAAUUCUCAUAUGUUCAUUCGUACUAUCAGUGCUGUAAGCUCCAACAGUUCUAGAGUUACAAGCCUGCCUGAACAGUGGUUGUGCUCUUUCAUGUACUCUAUGAGGCAGCUUUUUAAUUUUCUGUAUAUCAUCAGCUUUAUUUAAAACGGCCACAACUUCAUG